Molecule: messenger RNA, 3670 nt
Organism: Argiope bruennichi
Lineage: Eukaryota; Metazoa; Arthropoda; Arachnida; Araneae; Araneidae
Product: nephrin-like
Exons: 14
Coding region: 246-2831 (861 amino acids)
Molecular function (GO): protein binding
Source: RefSeq, a predicted model, not a curated record
UAAGCGGACGUGUAUUUGGGAUCCCAAACUUUCGGGAUACAAGAGAUCAUUUCUCCGUGGAAUCACUAAUUCUUUCCUUCUGUCCGUACCUUUCCCCCUUUUUUUAUUUUUAGGUUCAUGUUGUUUUCUUCGCUUUUAUUUUUUGCUCUUGGAGUUACGACAAGGACCGUUUCUUUUAUCGAAGAGGGAGACUUAAAAAAACAGUUUUCUUCAAACUUCGGUACUUUGGACGAGAACUUCUAAGGAUGUCGGAAGAAAUAAAAACAGUGUGUUUGUUACUUUUAAUUGUGUGGUGUGCGUUGGCGCAGGAGGUGUAUCACACUGAAAAUGAAGACCCCAUUUUUGAGGAUACAGAAAUUCCUGUACCAUACAAAACAGUGUCUGGAGGACACAUGAACUUACCUUGUGACAUACAAUCAACAAUACCGGAUGACGAGGUUUAUCUUGUAUUGUGGUAUAAGGAUGAAAUAGCCAUGCCUAUCUACAGCCUGGAUGCCAGAAGAGGAAAGCUAGGCCAGGCCAGGCAUGCUUCCUCCGAAGAACUGACUGGUAGAUCUUUUUUCAGUGCCAAAGAACACCCAGCCGUCCUACAGAUUGAUAGAAUAUCCCUUGACGACGAAGGCAUAUACCGUUGUAGAGUUGAUUUCAAGAAGGCCAGAACAAGACAUUCGGCCAUACUUGUCACAGUUGUAGUGCCUCCGGGCGUGCCCAUCGUUAAAGAUAUAAACGGCGAAGUGCUUUCUGGGAUAAUAGGACCAUACAAUGAAGGGGAAGGUCUGCAUCUGAUCUGCGAAACAGAAGGAGGCAAGCCAUCCCCUUCAUUGUUGUGGUACAAAGGACCCAGCAAAGUGAUAGAUGACAGCUACGAAAUAAUGUCACCCUUGAUAAUACGGAACGAGUUGGUAAUCUCGAAGUUGCAACGCCGAGACCUGAUGGCAACACUGACGUGUCAAGCGAGUAAUAACGAAAUAUCGCCGCCUGUGCAAAGCUCUGUUAUUCUCGACAUGAAUUUUAAACCAGUAACUGUUUCGGUCAAAGGAAAACGGAAACGGCUCUCCGCUGGGAAGAUCGUCCAGUUCGAGUGUGAAGCUAGAGGUUCCAGGCCACCAGCUGUAAUCACUUGGCGAAAAGGCAGCCAACGCCUCAAGAGUUCUGUGGAUAAAAUGACCCCACAAGGAAAUGUAUCCACCAGUAUCCUAACCUUGACUCCAACGAGCGAGGACAAUGGCAAAUUCAUCUCCUGCCAAGCGGACAACGUACGGAUUCCUGGCAGUGCCAUCGAGGACAGCUGGAAACUUGAAGUACACUAUGUUCCUCAACUGAAUCUCCGCCUUGGCAGCAAACUCCGUCAUUCCAACAUUCUGGAAGGCAACGAUGUAUACUUUGAAUGCAACAUAAGGGCCAAUCCUUGGGUGUCAGAAACCGGUUGGAAGUUCGAAGGGCGUGAACUUGUCACCAAUAUAUCUGCUGGUGUCAUCGUUAGCAACCAAUCGCUGGUUCUCCAGAGGGUCCACAGGAGCAACAGGGGGAGGUACAGUUGUACGGCAACCAACAGUGAAGGACAAGGCGAAAGUAACCACGUCUACUUAAGAGUGCAAUAUUCCCCUGUGUGUAAGAAGGACCAAGAAACUACUUACGGUGCCAUGCUUCAUUACCCGGUUCAGAUCUCAUGCGAAGUGGAAGCAGAUCCAGACGAUGUUAAAUUCCGGUGGGAAUUCAAUAGCUCAUCAGGAAAUCUGGAACUUGUGCCAACUUCACUUUUCACUUCGGGGACGAAAAGUCAAGUCCACUACAUACCUCGAUCUGAAAGUGAUUUCGGAACACUACUCUGUUGGGGUCGAAAUAGCGUGGGGCAGCAAAGGGUGCCGUGCUUGUUCUUCGUUGUUCCUGCAGAAACACCUCAUCCUGUCCACAACUGUACAGUAAGUGAGGAAACGGAAAAUUCUUUCCGGUUGUCCUGCAUGGAAGGCAAGAAUGGUGGUCUCCCUCAGUACUUCUUCAUGGAAAUCCGAGAUAUGUCCAGUAACGUACUUCAACAGAACGUGUCCGCUCAAACUGCAGAUUUCACUGCCAGAGGCCUUUUCGCAGGUUCCACGUACACUGUGUCCAUAUUUUCUUACAAUGCCAGGGGCAAGAGUAAACCGGUGGUUAUUCAAGUAUCGACUGCUGCAUCGCCAGAAAGCCAAACGAGACAAGAUGACAUGUGGCAACUAAGCUUAAAUCCAAUGCUUCUUAUCUUAUGUGGAGCCGUUGGGGGUCUUCUAUUUGUCAUUCUACUCAUCGUUAUUCUAAUAAAAGUUCACAUUGUAAGGUCUAGGAAAAAAGAUAUAGCUUCAACAGCAGGAAAUGAAAAGUCGAUUCCGAGCUCGGAGAAGUCUGGAGAUAACUGUUCCGAAGGUUGCAACUGCUCGGGAAGGGAAGAGGAGAAGAUCCGAGAAAAUAUUCCAGACGUCGUCGUAUUCAGCGAAAAAAUGAAACCUGGUGAAGAAGAAGCUUUUGCCACAUACACCGCAGAAAACGUUCACUGGAACCGUAUUUCUGCAGCACCAACAGAAGAGUACUUAUCACCUCAAGUUAAAAUGAAGCUUCAGAGCACCAAAGGUCCAUGGCCCCAACAGUCCGGCGACUGGCCUCCACAGUCCAUGGAAGCAGUCCAGCUGCAAUUUCACAGACCAGCGGAGGACAGCAGUAGCCAGGACCCUCGGCUAACCUUGCCAAUGCACACGCUGCCAACGAUUGAGGAGAAUCCGGUGGUCAGCUCAGCAACGUCGCCGCCGACUGUGAUACCAAAACAGCCUAUCAUCAUGUCCGCGAGACAAACAGACGUCUGAUAGAAUUAAAAGGCAUAAAUGAUGAUGAUUUCUAAAAAUAAAACUGCGGACGCUACACAAAUCAUGUUUUCUGCCUGCAGCUAAGUCAAGUUCUGCGAACAUGGAUUUCUUAACUGAAAACAAUGCUUAACUGAAAACAAUGUAAAUGCUACAUUAAGAGCAUCUCAUUAAAUUCAUGUGGAGAGCUACAAGAGAGUGUUUUGAGCUUAUGAAAGAAUAUAUACUGCAUCGCUUUGCUAGGACAGAAUGAGAUAUGAAGAACAGGAUAUGGAAAAAAUAAGUGUCGCCAUAUAAAUUUUGACUCAUAUACUGUAUUUUAAACCAUAAGAAGCCACAUUUGAAGAAAAAAUAAUACUUAAAUAAAAAUCGUAUGUGAACAGAUGAGAGAUUUCGCUUGAAUUAUCGCCAUCUUUAAUAUCAGGAUGUAGAGGAAUAUAAACUUCUAAAAUCCUGUUCAUUUUCAUUUAAUUCGCGAUUUUGAGAGAAAAUCAGCAAUCUUUCAAGAAACAUCUAUAAUCAUUUACAGGUAUUUAUGUUAUUUUAUAAAUAUAUAUAUUAUCUAACUGAGGACCACAAAAGUAUGUCAUUACCUUUGCGAACUGCGCAAUCUGUCAUUUAUGACAUUUCAUUUAUCUAAAUGUGUUUUUGAAUGAAAGAAUCAUACAUUGCAGCAUUUUUUAAGAGUAUUUCUAAUAAAUAUUUAUUAACAUUUCAUAAUUUAAAGUUAUCUUUUGUUUAUUUGUUUAACAAAGACAUAUUAUUGGUAGGAAUUUUUACAAAUCCAAUCUAUGGGCAAAUUUUCUGACUGGUUUUAUGCUUUUUUUAAUGAAAUCGAAAUU